AGCCGCUGGUGCUUGUAAAAAAAAAUGCGCGACCGACGUCACUUCACCAGUCAGUACUGCGGGUGUUUCGAAUACAUUCUAAAUCAUGCUACUAUCAUUAGUAACUGUUUGAUUUGAUAAGAAGUUGAUGCCUGAAGACAAUGAGUACAUUUGGUGGACUGAUGGUGGAAUAUCCGCAGAUUUCCAUUGAUAGAUUUCAGGGGGAUGCAGUGCUUAAAGCAAGGGGCUAUUUUCUUUCUCAUUGCCAUUCUGAUCACAUGGUUGGUCUCUCCAGCAAGAAGUUUGCCGAUAGACUAAAAUGCAAUCCCCACAUUAAAUUGUACUGCUCAGAAGUGACCUUUGAAUUUCUACUGACAGAUGAGAGGUACAAGCACUUACAGGCCAGUUUAUUCUCACUCCCAAUUGAACAGACCAGCACAGUCACACUAGUCAAUGAAUUUAAUGGACAGGAAGAGAAACUAUUGGUUACACUGCUUCCUGCAGGUCACUGCCCUGGAUCUGUCAUGUUUUUGUUUGAGGGUAGUGAAGGAACUGUCCUGUACACUGGUGACUUUAGAUUAGCCAAAGGUGAAGCAGCUAGGAUGGAUCCCCUUCACUCCGGUUCAAGGGUAAAAGAUAUCAGCAGUGUGUAUCUUGAUACUACUUUUUGUGUACCUGAAGCCAUGUUUAUUCCUAGCAGAGAGGAAUCAAAGGAUGCUCUUCUGGAUCUUGUUGAUAGGCAAAUUAGCAAGAGUGCUGGUCACAUGGUGAAGCUAAACUGCAAAGCAAAGUAUGGUUAUGAGUAUCUCUUUGUAGAGCUGAGUAAAACUUUCAACCAAAAGGUCCAUGUUAGUGAUACUCUGAUGAAACAAUAUGAUAGAGUACCUGACCUGUGCACUCAUUUAACAACAGAGGGCAGUCUAACCCAGAUACAUGCCUGUAGAUAUGGGCCGUGUUCACUGAAGAAAGCAACAGAUAUUCUUUCAAUCCAGCCUAGUACUAUGUGGUUUACAGGGAAUGCUCGACCAGACGAUGUUAUUAGGAAGAUUGGUCGUAGGUACAGACUCUGCUUCUCCUUUCAUUCUUCAUUUAGUGAGAUUCGUGAUUUUCUUGCUUAUAUCAGGCCUCAUCAUGUUUACCCUAAUGUCAUUCCAUAUGGAUCAUCAGAGGAAGAAGUUAUUCAAAGACUGCAAGACUGUUUGAGAGGUAGUAAAGGAGGCGUGUCCCAGGAUCAUGUUUCCAUGGCAACUGACUUCCAACCAUUUGGUAGUUUGAAGAAUUCAAGCAAGAAAAGACAGCAUGGUAAUCACACAGAGGAUGAUUUAGAUCAACUUUUUGAGUGCAGUCCAGUGAAACAAAAAAGGACAGAUGCGCGUUCAAGAGGAUAUAUCAAGAAAGACAAUGAUGGUGAUAGUAGUGCAGUAAGAGGUUCUGAAAGAAAGGAACUAGAAGGGGACCAAAGAGAGGGUCAUGGAUAUGAUCUGUUGCCAUGGGAACAUAAAAAUUCCGUUGAGGAAAAUUCCUACAGCUGUACAUUUGCUGAUAGUGAUGGACUGCUGUCCGAUUCUGAUGAAGAGAACUAUGACAUUCCUAAAAUGGAAGUUGGACAAUCUGUGACAAAUAUGGAUGGUGGUUAUGAAGGAAAUCAUUUGAAGUUUAACCAUGUUGAUGAUGGGAGGACUAAAGCUGAUCAUUCAUCUGGAAGUGAUGAUGAUGGUUUGAUGAAAGGAGGAAAAGAAGAUGAAUAUCAGGAAGAUUCUCAGUCUAUCAAUCCUUCUCAAUCAUCUAUCAAUGAUGGCAGUAUAGCUCUCUUUUCAGAUGACUCACAUCAGGGAGAUAGUCAGAAGAGUGGAUCAAUGUCUUCAAGUAAUUGGUUGCAGUAUCUACCUAAUACUCAACAGACUCCAACCAAGGGUCCACAAAGUUUGAUGGAAAGUGAUGGAGACAAACCAGAGACUGUAGAAGAUGAUAUCCAUCCUUCCUGUCCUAUUCUCAUUAGUGAUGGUGAAGACUCUGAUGCUACUCACAUAUGUUCUCAACGAUCUAUACAAUCUAAUGGAUCCUCAGUUAAUGACAUUCAGAUCAUAUCAGUUACCCCAAGAAACCCUGAAUGUUCUUCAAAAUCAAGAGGGUUAUUUACUAGUGGUGAUAGUUUGAAAAAAACAGAUCCUGGAAAAGGAAAUGACUCCAGACCUUCAGAGAAUAGUGUUUUAAGAGAUGGUCAUCAAUUGAAUGGAAGGUUUAGGCAGGAAAAUGAUACAGAGAAUACUUCUUCUCUGGAGUCUGUGAUUGAGAUAAUUAAUUCUCCAUGAUUACUGUUAUAGAUAAACAGGAGAAGUUAGCCACCUAACCAAAAGUCAGAACUGCCCAUUUCCCGCAAGCAUCUUUUCAUCACCUUUCUUGCAUUUUCAUAAUGAGUACAAUUCUGGCAUGAAAUAAAGAUGAAACUCUUUAGUUUUAGUAGAAUGUCUUACCUGUAAAAAUCAAAUAGGCAAAUGUAUUUUUUCUUCAUGGUAUUGAAAUAGCAAUUUAUUUUGAUUUAUUUAUGAAUUAAUACAACCAACAUUCAAUGAAUUGUAGAAUUUCAAUUCAUUUUGUUCUACUUGUAUUAAAAUAUAUAUAUUAUUUUGAUUGCCACAGUAUGCCUUAUAUAUUUAUGUACCUUGAAAGCCCAGCACACACCUCACGAUCCAUUGCAAUCUGAUUUUCAAAGAAAUUGAAUUAGCAUUUGAUAUAUUUCAAUCUAUAAAAUAUGAAUGAGAACUAUCAAAGGUCCAAAUAGUGGGAUGAAUAUUUUAUUGGAUUCCGUACAAAGCGGUUAUCUUCAAAAUGUAAUAUCUGGAGGCAUCAUGGUCUAGUGGUUACGACUCUUGUCUUUCAGUCUUUCAAUUGAGGGACAUGGGUUUGAUUCCCAACUAUGGUGUGUUUUCCUUCAGCCAGAAAUUUACCCACGUUGUGCUGCACUCAACCCAGGUACCUGGAAGAAAUCCUCGAUUGCUCGAGCGCCUAUACAUGGCGGCUCGGCUACAGCCAGCGUAGUUAUAGAUCCAACCAAAUUUUACACGCAAUAUAGUAUAUUAAUAUAGUAGCCAUGCUAUAUAAAUGGUCCAUAUUAUUAUCAUCAUAUUCAUGGUACAAAGCCCAACUGUUUAUUCAUUUAUAUAUCCGUAUUGAAUUUUGAAUUUAUAUUUGAUAAUGAUCUUUGAUGUAUUUUUACCUAUGAAUUAAACAGCUUUGUAUUCUUUGAAGUUGAAUGCAUUGAUAUUGUUGAGCCUCCACCCUGGUGGUGUGAAACCUUCAUUUUCACUCAAUAAUUACUAUUUCUCCCUCCCAUACUCUGACGAAUUCAUUAAAAUUAAAAAUAAUGAAAGUUUGGUAUUUUAUGUUUUGCUUUGAUUUCUAGAUCAGUUAUCUAUAUAUGCCAUUGAAGGAUUGGAUGAUGUCACACACACUAUUUAUUUUGCAUUUGAAUACAUGAAUUGUCUAAGAAAAUAUUACUUUAUGAUGUAAAACUUGGUUGACUGCUCCAUGAACUCAUGUAAUUACAACAUCAUUUAAAGCAUUUAUAAUUUGAGAAAGUUAUGUUGAAAAUCUCUGUCAAUGAAAUUCAAAUGAAUUUUUGCAAUGCUUUUGAAAGAUAUUUCUCAAUGGAAUAUUGUAAACAGAUUUCAUCAUGAACUGUUAAUUAUUCUUUUGUGAUAAAGAGAUGUUGUUUUAUUAGGUUUUGGUUUUAAGUUCAAAUUCCUGAACAGAGCCAUUGUUUAGAAUUGAAAUGUUCUUAUGCUGACUUUACCAUGUUGCCUUGUUUGAAUGAUUUUUUAAGAUGACUGGGCUGACUGUAUUCAGUUGACUAAGAAAAAGCUUCAACUUCACUGAAUUCUAUUUUAACAAAAAUUUCCAAAUAUUAAAACAAAUCAAUGUUGAGAAAUGUUGUUAAAAUUAAUUAUGAAUUUGUGAAAAGUCCUCUAUUAAACAAAUUGUGACAACCAUGAUUUUUUCUGAAUAUUUUUCAUUCAAUUAAAUUUGUAUUUCAUGAUAGUAGCGUUUCUAUACAAGAAUAAAAGUAAUGCAUACUUAAAAAAUGAAAUAUGAUUCCAAUUUAGGAAAUGAAGUUAGCAAUUUUUCUUACUUUGAUAUAUCUGAUUUGUUGGUGGUACAGGAAGUAAAAUCUUGUACUUUUCAGAGAGGUGCAAUGGUGAUCUCAUUGUGACAUUGGCCUACAUCAAUGAAGGUACCUACUUGAACCUCGUGGAAAUGGAUUAUGGUACACCAUGUGUAAAGUCCUAGAGGGACCGAGAUAAGAAAAGUGGAUAGAAAUGGAGAUGAAAUAGUAAGGCUAGAAAGUGAAGACUGUAAACCAGAAGGAGUGGAAAGCUGAAGAAGUAGUCAGGCUUGAGAAGGUGAGAGAAGGCUGGCUUGAGUCGGCGAAUAGAGUAGUAGCAAGAGAUUAGACUCGACAGGCAGGUUGACUGUCCAUCUUCAGGAGUUCUCCUGGUUUACAGUCCUUUUAAGGAACACUCAUUUCAAAAAGAUUACUUUCUCAUCUCUUUCUCGCCUUUCCAUUUCAUCUCCAACUCUAUCCACUUUUCUUAUCCCAGUCCCUCUAGGACUUUACACAUGGUGUACUGUAAACCACUUCCGUGAUUGUUAAUACCACCAUGCAAACCUUCAAACAUCAUCUACUUGAACCUGUUUGAAGAAUAGCAUGGAUCCCACCAAUCAUACAUAGUCAUUUGCUUGUUAUAUUAAUUGGAAGGGGCGUCAUCUGUAGUGGUUAUGACUCUUGUCUUUGAAUCUGAGGGACUUGGGUUCGAUUCCUACCAUGGUGUGUUUCCUUCAGCAAGAAAUUGACCCACAUUGUGCUGCACUCAACCCAGGUGAGGUGAAUGGAUACCUGGUAGGAAGAAAUUCCUUGAAUACUUCAGUUCCUACAUAACAGCACAGCUAAAGCCAUGGUAAUAAGAGCAGUGCUUUGUAUCCUCAUGCAAAAAGCGCUUGAUAAAUCCAGCUAUUAUUAGUAUUAUUAUCAUAUUUGUCUAAGCAACUGCCAUAAUACUUUGAGCAGACCUACCAUUUCAAUAAAAUAAUGAAGAAUGAAAUACAAAACAUGAAUUUAUAUUGUAUGUUUCAUUUGUUUACCUCUCCUAAUGAUAAAGGAAUUAAAUUAGUGGUCUUGUAAUGUCGCAUUCCUCUCAAGUCCAAACAAUGAAGUCUACCCUGAGUGAGCACACAUAAAGGACAAAAUUGUUACCUUUUAUUAAAGUUCACAAGUCAUUUUCAUAUUAUAAUCAAAUUAUCCUUUGUUGAAUGUUGAGUUGUUGUGUUUGUUAACUGUUUAUCUAUAGAGCAGUCACACAUACUCUGAUAGUUAUCAUGUUUUGCAAAGGUCAAUGAACACACUUUAGGGGAAUUUUUGUUUCACAUUCAGCCCUGAUCAACUUGGAAGUUUUAAAUCUCUCCAGCUUAUUGAAUAAUAAAAAGCAACACAUUUUGCUACUAGAAGUAUUUUCAGUUGUAUAAACACAAAUCUUUUUGAGUAUUACCCUUGAGUGAUCCCUCAUUUAUAUAUAUGUCAUGAAAUGCUCAAAUUUACUAACUUAAUAAACUGUGAUGUGAACCAAUAGAAUA
This is a messenger RNA of Lytechinus variegatus (green sea urchin), 5607 nucleotides long. It is a transcript of the gene dclre1c, whose product is annotated as protein artemis-like. NCBI's taxonomy places the organism in Eukaryota, Metazoa, Echinodermata, Echinoidea, Temnopleuroida, Toxopneustidae. Gene Ontology annotation, biological process: interstrand cross-link repair; protection from non-homologous end joining at telomere; double-strand break repair via nonhomologous end joining. Gene Ontology annotation, molecular function: damaged DNA binding; 5'-3' DNA exonuclease activity. The record is from RefSeq and is a predicted model, not a curated record. Bases 141 to 2291 code for a protein of 716 amino acids. The transcript is spliced from 15 exons.